Meriones unguiculatus (Mongolian gerbil) is the source of this 1128-nucleotide messenger RNA. RefSeq names its product proteasome assembly chaperone 1 (gene Psmg1). Gene Ontology annotation, biological process: proteasome core complex assembly. Gene Ontology annotation, molecular function: proteasome binding. The record is from RefSeq and is a predicted model, not a curated record. The transcript has 7 exons. NCBI's taxonomy places the organism in Eukaryota, Metazoa, Chordata, Mammalia, Rodentia, Muridae. The coding region runs from base 403 to 1008 and encodes 201 amino acids. Gene Ontology annotation, cellular component: endoplasmic reticulum.
AGUCACGCCCCACCUUUCCCGAGCACGCCGUCUUGACGCGUACUCGUCUGGUUUGUGUUUAUGGUGUUGGGUCAGGUGGAGGUUGGGUGCCCCCUGGCUUUUCCGCCUCCUUUUGGAGGAGUCGGUCCUCGAACCCAGCUCUCACGUUUCCGUCCCCCUGGCUGGCCCCCGACCGUCGGGAUUCUCUGGUUUCCCAGUCGCCGGGUCUGGGCUCAGGACCUGUGUCGUCAUGCUUGUGGUAGCAGCUUAGCACCUUCUCUGCCCUGAGUGUCCUAGGAGGUUCGGCUUCUCCAAAGACAGACAAAAGCAUCUCUUGAGGUUGCACUGCUAGAAAAGCAUCCUUGCUCCAAGUUUAUAAUUGCAGUAGGAAAUAAUGCAGCAGCGUUUUUGUCAUCAUUUGUUAUGAAUUCAGGCGUCUGGGAAGAAGUUGGUUGUGCUAAGCUCUGGAAUGAAUGGUGUAGAACUACAGACACUGUCCAUCUGUCCCCUGCAGAUGCUUUCUGUGUGUUUUAUCAGCUGAAAUCAGAUCCCUCGGUCUUUCUCUGUCAGUGUAGUUGCUACAUUGCUGAGGACCAGCAGUUCCAGUGGCUGGAGAAGGUUUUUGGCUCCCGACCCAGGAAGAAGAUGCAAGUAACGGUUCUCACGUGCCGCCAUGUCACAGAGUAUAAGACCUCUGCGUCUACCAGCAGCCUUCCUUCUCCGUUCCUCAGAGCCCUAAAAACCCAGAAGUUCAGAGAUCCUGUGUGCUGCCCGCUGCUGGAGCAGCCGAACAUCGUGCGUGACCUGCCUGCAGCAGUUCUGAGCUACUGUCAAGUGUGGAAAAUCCCGGCGGUCCUGUAUCUGUGCUACACUGAUGUGAUGAAGUUGGACCUGGUCACGGUUGAAGCCUUUAAGCCUGUGCUUUCUUCCUGUAUGUUGGAAUGCUUGGUGAAGAACAUUCCUGAAAGCCGAGAAAUACUGAAGAAAUUGAUGACCACAAAUGAGAUUCAAAGCAACAUUUACACGUGACCCCAACGGUGGGGAGCCAUGGCCACGACCUCCUGUUUCAAGGGGCAGUCACUGUUUGUACUUUAUUCUGGGUUGUGGAUAUUGUGAGGGUGAUAAACACAAUAAAAAUGUAAAAAUUAA